AUGAAAUUCCUACUGGUCGCAGUUGGUCUGGUCCUAGCCGUAACAGCUGAGGAACUAAUCACUAAUAACUACCAUGAAUUGAUUGGUAUUCGCGAAGCUGAAAGAAUACGCAUCGCCGAAAAAUCUCAGGACUUCGACGGCUCUAAAAUAGUAGGAGGUCAGGCUUCUGCGCUUGGUGCACAUCCUCAUUUGGGUGGACUUGUUAUAGUUUUGACCACCGGUAGACAAUCGGUGUGUGGAUCUUCUCUUCUCACUAAUACGAGGCUAGUGACCGCUGCUCACUGCUGGAGAGACUCUAACUCCCAGGCUCGUCAGUUCACCGUCGUCCUCGGCUCUAUUCGCCUCUUCUCUGGUGGUGUUCGUAUUGAAACUCGCAAUGUCCAAGUACACGGCAGUUACAAUAGCCAGACUCUGAGUAAUGAUGUAGCUGUUAUUUCUAUAAGUCACGUGGGCUACACCAAUGCAAUACAGCGCAUUGGCCUGGCGACUGGCAGCAACAACUACGCUGGGUCUUGGGCCACCGCUGCCGGUUUUGGUAGAACGAGUGAUUCCACCGGUAUCUCGAAUAGUCAAGCACAGAGGCAUGUCAGUAUGCAAGUUAUUACUAACGCUGUAUGCUCCAACACUUUUGGCCCAAGUAUCAUUAUCGCCUCAACCUUAUGUACCUCCACCAGCGGUGGUCAGAGCACAUGCGGUGGUGACUCGGGUGGUCCUCUGGCUAUCGGCAGCGGUGCCAGCCGUCAAUUAAUUGGUAUUACAUCCUUCGGGUCCAGCUCAGGGUGUUCUCGUGGACUACCCGCCGGUUUUGCAAGAGUUACCUCUUUUGCCUCUUGGAUCAGUUCUCGAUUAUAA
Messenger RNA from Vanessa atalanta (red admiral), 852 nucleotides. RefSeq names its product collagenase-like. The record is from RefSeq and is a predicted model, not a curated record. Gene Ontology annotation, molecular function: serine-type endopeptidase activity. Gene Ontology annotation, biological process: proteolysis. The transcript has 5 exons. Bases 1 to 852 code for a protein of 283 amino acids. Lineage: Eukaryota; Metazoa; Arthropoda; Insecta; Lepidoptera; Nymphalidae.